Molecule: messenger RNA, 2918 nt
Organism: Amaranthus tricolor (Joseph's coat)
Lineage: Eukaryota; Viridiplantae; Streptophyta; Magnoliopsida; Caryophyllales; Amaranthaceae
Product: probable polygalacturonase
Exons: 5
Coding region: 235-1692 (485 amino acids)
Biological process (GO): carbohydrate metabolic process
Molecular function (GO): polygalacturonase activity
Source: RefSeq, a predicted model, not a curated record
GUGAUAACCGAUCAUUUGGACUAUCUUUUGUUUGCCACCUCCAAAGCUCCAACCUUUUUCUUUCCUUCUUCCUUCUUUGCCUCUUUUGCUUUUACACCCUUUAUUGUCGAUUAUCCCCAUGUAAUUCUCCACUUUUCUUUCCCUAUCUAAAAUACCCAAUUCAAUCCAAAAAAAAAAAAAACCAAUCCAAUCCCCAAAAAUCCCUAAUAUUUUCUGCUUUGAUUCACCAUUUUAAUGGAAGAUGAAAAACCAUUAUUGGGUGCAAUUCUUCUCAACACUAAAACCAUAAUUACUCGUCCAACAUGGGCAUUUCUUCUUUUACUUUCCACUGCAUUCGCCGUUUUUUCUCUCCCUUUCACCACUAGAACCUUCUCUUCUCCUCCUCAUUCAUGGCCCUUUCCAACUCAAUACGAGUCACGAGUUGACUCCGAUACAUGUUCUGGAUUCUUUCAUGAGGGCCCACCCAGGAAGUUUGUCGUUUCAAUUACGGAGUUCGGUGGUGUUGGUGAUGGCGAAACGUCUAAUACCGCUGCGUUUCGAAACGCGGUUGAGUAUUUGAAGAGAUUUCAAAAAAAUGGUGGGUCCCAGCUUAAUGUUCCAAAAGGAAGAUGGGUUACUGGGAGCUUCAAUCUUACUAGCAAUUUCACACUCUUUCUUGAAGAGGGUGCUUUCAUUUUGGGUUCUCAGGACCCAAAAGAGUGGCCUAUCAUUGAGCCUUUGCAAUCUUAUGGAAGAGGAAGAGAGAGAUCAGGUGGUCGACAUAUUAGCCUCAUCCAUGGCAACUCUCUCAGUAAUGUGGUGAUUACAGGACAUAAUGGGACAAUUGACGGACGAGGGAGGAUGUGGUGGGAACUGUGGUGGAACAGAACACUGGAGCACACCAGAGGUCACCUUUUAGAGCUCGUUAACUCGCAAAAUAUUAUGAUUUACAAUCUCACAUUUCGAAAUUCUCCGUUUUGGACCAUUCACCCUGUCUACUGCAGGAAUGUUGUCGUCAGGAAGAUGACAAUAUUGGCUCCUCUAAAUGCCCCAAAUACAGACGGUAUAGACCCAGAUUCAAGCACGGAAGUAUGCAUCGAAGAUUGUUACAUCGAGAGCGGGGAUGAUCUUGUGGCUGUGAAGAGUGGUUGGGAUCAAUUUGGUAUUGCCAUGGCACGCCCCAGCUCAAACAUAAUAGUAAGAAGAAUAUCUGGCACAACUCCGACAUGCUCGGGUGUUGGAAUAGGUAGCGAGAUGUCUGGUGGAAUAUCGAAUAUUACGAUCGACAAUAUUCGUGUCUGGAAUUCAGCAGCUGGUGUUCGGAUCAAAACUGAUGUGGGGCGAGGAGGAUACAUUGCUAAUAUCUCCAUAUCGAACUUAAUACUCGAGAGAGUAAAAAUACCCAUCAAGUUCAGCAGGGGUGCUAAUGAUCACCCUGAUGAAAAGUGGGACCCAAAGGCCGUUCCUAAAGUUUCGAGGGUGUUCAUAAGUAAUUUGACGAGCUUGAACACAAAGAAAGCACCUGAAAUACUCGGUAUCGAGGGUUCACCUUAUGAAGGUAUAUGCAUGAGUAACGUUAGUAUUCUCGACUUACCCGACUCAGCCGCAUGGCACUGUGAACAUGUGUCUGGUUUUGCUAGGGAGGUAUUUCCACCUCCAUGCCCUCAGAUUUAUGUGAAUUUUAGUUUUUCAUCGCCUUGUGGAUUCUCAUGAAGGCCAUCCUAUUCUUGAAGACCCGUCCUCAAACAGCUUUGAAAGGUACGACUGAAUACAGCAACCGUGUUUCAUACAAUAUUUUGACAUACUUGAGGCCUCGCUUCAGAUUUUGCAUAGUUUGCGCCGUAUUGACAAAACUAUAUCUUUCUACUGAUUCAUUUUAGCCAAUUAAGUGAGCCUGAUAUAGAGGUCUAUGGAUGACAGAUCGUUAACUGACGUUCAGCCGGAUGUUUUACCGAUAUUGUUUCGACAUUUCUUUGCACCUCUCUCGAGGAAUACAUAUACAAUUUUGAAAGAAGUAAAAUACUGCAUUACAGUUGAAAAACUCGUUCUUGUGUUUUUAUCGAUUUGUAUUCAAUCUUAACAAGAAAUUUGACGUAUUCCCCAAUCCGCAAUAGUAGUACAACUCUCGGGAUUUACAUUGCCAGCAAAAUUUGCGGGUUGGGCCAUUGCUUUACGACCUAUCCCUGAAUGAAGUCCAUUUCAGGCUGGGAAUAAUGAACCCGAAUUGCAAUGUUCUUGGGUGAGGUCUUGAACCACUGGGUUAAUCCGGUUUAUUACAUCUCAAUUCGCCCGACUUCCAAUGAAGUCGUAUAUCAUUAUUGCCUCAUUAUAUUAACAUUAUAUCUACGUGAAGUUGUAGUUCAGAUGAUGUAUACUAUAAUGGGUUAAUUGUAAAUGAUCUCUAUUUUUAUAAAGUUUAAGGUUGUGUAUAUUUAGUCACCCUAAACUUUGCUUAGAAAAGUACACUUAAUAACAUUGAGAUUAUCAUUCACGACGCGUUCCACACAUCCACACUUGUAUUUGUCUUUGCCUUCGCUUUGGAGCUCAAGAUCAUCACUAAUGAACGGAACUUUCUGCAAUUUUAAUUGGAAACGAAUGUCAAAAGAAUUUCUUUGUUUCUUUGGAUUUGAACUGAUGGGGCAAGUUCAAAGGACUAAGGAAAUGGGUAAGGAGUAAUGACAAACCUGUUGUUUAGCAAGAUCUUGGCAGCCACUGAAAUUAUGUGGGAAUUUGCAGGUUCCAAAUUGCACUAUGUAUGCUCUUGCGAAGUUGGCCCCACUUAUUGCUAACCUCUUCUUGCCAUUCACUUCCUGAUCAAAAAUUCAACAACCUAAUUUUAUAUAAUCGACUCCAAUCUUUCGGAUUAGGUUUUGGCAUUGUCGUUGAUUAUUUCUUAUAACUUGAGAGCUCUGGCAAUUAGAUGGGAUUCUGUUUGUGCU